Molecule: messenger RNA, 1908 nt
Organism: Diversispora eburnea
Lineage: Eukaryota; Fungi; Glomeromycota; Glomeromycetes; Diversisporales; Diversisporaceae
Source: the annotation of a GenBank genome assembly
AUGACCAAAAUAAAUCACGCAUUUCAAUUUCUUAAUGAUAAUCGUCAUUUUAUCGAAUUACACCUUCAGAAAUCGAAAUAUCCCGAAAUAAUAAACAAAUUAUUACAUGCUGAAGAAAUUAUGGCAUCCGAAAAUCCUAGAGUCAGUAAACACGAAUCUAAAGCUUACCAAAUCUUUAAAUAUUAUGAACCUUAUCACAUUCACGCUCAAUUUCGUGUUUGUGAUUAUGAAUUCAACGAAAUUUCGGAAUCAGAUAAAUUAUUAAAAGAAGUGGCAAAUUGGGAAUUGGUAGUUGAAGAAGAACAAAAAGUUUACAUUAAUGCGGAAGCAAGAAUUGAAUACGCAUUUGAUUGUUUAGUGAAGAAUGAAAGAAAUUAUGAAUUAGGUAGAAGAUUUUUAUAUGAUGCUUAUUGUACUAAUGAUGAAUUUUUAUGUGAAAAGGUUCUCAAUGUUCAAGUUCCAUUCUUCUUUAAACAAAUAGUUGAUUCUUUAAAUAUAGAUGUAGAACAAAUAGGAAAUGUCUGGACAGUUGCUGGAGCUAUUAUUCUUGGAUCUCAAAAAGCCAUACGUCAAGUUGCAAAGAAUGUAUUUUAUCAUUUACAUCAAUUGGAUUUAAAUUUUCAUCUGUCACGACAAACAGGUGGUUUAAGCAGAGCCAUUGAUCGUGGUACAAAAGGGAUAAGUUUUUUACUUUCUUCUCUUGUAUUUCACGUGUUGCCAACAGCUUUUGAAAUUUCUAUGGUUUGUGGUAUAUUGGUUUAUAAUUAUGGAAUACAUUUUGCAACUGUGACGAUAUCCACGAUGUUAACUUAUGCAGCAUUUACUAUUAAAACAACUUCUUGGAGAACGAAAUUUCGCAAAGAAGCAAAUCAAGCAGAUAAUGAAGCAGCUACGGUUGCUGUGGAUUCUCUAAUUAAUUAUGAAGCUGUUAAAUAUUUUAAUAAUGAAAAAUUUGAAGUUAAGCAAUAUGAUAAAGCUUUAUCUAAAUAUGAGAAAGCAUCUCUUAAAAUUGCUACUUCUUUAUCACUCUUGAAUUCAGGACAAAGUUCAUUAACUGUGGGAGAUCUUGUGAUGGUUAACCAACUUGUAUUUCAGCUUUCAUUACCUUUAAAUUUUCUUGGUUCAGUAUAUAGAGAAUUACGUCAAAGUUUAAUUGAUAUGGAAACCAUGUUUAAUUUACAAGCUGUUAAUAUUACGAUUAAGGAUUUACCUAAUGCGAAACCUUUAGUUCUUAAUAAUGGAGGUGAAAUUGUUUUUGAUAAUGUAACAUUUGGUUAUCAUCCUGAUCGACCAAUUUUAAAAGGAAUGAAUUUUACAAUACCAAAAGGAAAAAAGAUUGCUGUUGUUGGUCCAAGUGGUUGUGGAAAAUCAACUUUAUUAAGAUUAUUAUUCCGAUUUUAUGAUCCAUUAUCUGGAAAUAUAUAUAUUGAUGGACAGAAUAUCAAAGAAGUUACAUUAGAGACAGAUUACAAUGAAGUAGAAAAUGCUGCUAAAAGAGCAAAUAUUCAUGAUGUGAUAAUUUCAUUACCUGAUAAAUAUAAUACUAAAGUAGGAGAAAGAGGAUUAAUGUUAUCCGGAGGUGAAAAACAAAGGGUCGCAUUAGCCAGAACUAUUUUAAAAGAUCCUCCAAUCUUAUUCUUUGAUGAAGCUACUUCAGCAUUAGAUAUACAUACCGAACAAUCUUUACUUUCUAAUAUUAAAAAUAUAUUACAAUCAAGUCAAAAAACUAGUAUUUUUGUUGCACAUCGGUUAAGAUCAAUCGCUGAUGCUGAUGAAAUCUUUGUAUUACGUAAUGGAGUCAUUACAGAACGUGGAAAUCAUGAUAAAUUAUUACAAAAAGAAGGUGGUUUAUAUAAUAAUAUGUGGUUCACCCAAGAAAUGGCCGAAUUAAAGGAAGAAAAUAAUUAA